UGAAACCUCCUCCCUCUUUGUCACUUUCUUUCUGGCAUGUAAGCUCAUGUAGUUUCAUACUUUCAGUUAUAAAAACAAAAACAACAGGACUGGAGAGUUCAGACAGAGUUACCACCCUAAUCACUGCAGUAAUUUCUGAGUCCCACCACAUUGAUUUCCAUUAAGAAGCAGUAAAGGUACCUGUGGGAUUUCAACACUCCUUUUCAUUCCAUUUCUGAGAAAAUAAAAAAAAAAUGGUCUGGACUUUGGGUUACAAGUGUGGAAUGAUUGGAAUGAUUGCCUGUGCUUUUCAAUUUACAUUGCUGUUGCUUAAUUUUGGUUCUUUGCUUGCAGUGACAAUCACGUCAGUGGGUGAUCCAACCUUGCAAGUAGCAACAGGUGAUUCUGUUCAGUUAAACUGUACGUAUACUCUUGCUUCAACAGAUGCAGGUUCUCUGGACAUCGAGUGGUCUAUCAUACGACCAGAUAGCCGUGAUAAAGACAUUGUGGUACUAGCCUUCAUGGAGAAUCAAGUGUAUCAAUACCUUCCUCCAUCACUAGCGGGGCGUUUUAAGUUUGUUGUUUUGGAACCUAGUGGAGGAGAUGCCUCUGUUGUGCUGUCUAACAUACAGGAGUCAGAUACUGGAAUUUACCAGUGUAAGGUGAAGAAAACUCCUGGAAUUGAUAGUAGGAAGAUUACACUGGCCAUAUUUGCAAGACCUACUAAGCCAACAUGUAGAAUCGAGGAGACACAGGAUGGAAAAGGUGUGAUUCUGAAAUGUAAAGCCGACGGCACGACACCCAUCACCUAUACCUGGGAGGCGGCAGGGGAUCAGAGCACUGCACUACCAGCAUCGGCUGUUCAAGGUGAGUCCUGCACUUGGUAAUGAAAGAGUUAGUAC
Molecule: messenger RNA, 881 nt
Organism: Protopterus annectens (West African lungfish)
Lineage: Eukaryota; Metazoa; Chordata; Ceratodontiformes; Protopteridae
Product: coxsackievirus and adenovirus receptor homolog
Exons: 4
Coding region: 234-866 (210 amino acids)
Source: RefSeq, a predicted model, not a curated record